Molecule: messenger RNA, 907 nt
Organism: Scylla paramamosain (green mud crab)
Lineage: Eukaryota; Metazoa; Arthropoda; Malacostraca; Decapoda; Portunidae
Exons: 2
Coding region: 19-849 (276 amino acids)
Cellular component (GO): nucleosome
Molecular function (GO): protein heterodimerization activity; structural constituent of chromatin; DNA binding
Source: RefSeq, a predicted model, not a curated record
GUUGUUGUUACCACAACUAUGGCACGUACCAAGCAAACGGCUCGCAAGUCCACUGGUGGCAAGGCGCCCCGCAAGCAGCUUGCUACAAAGGCAGCUCGCAAGUCUGCUCCAGCCACUGGAGGUGUCAAGAAACCCCACCGUUACAGGCCUGGAACCGUUGCUCUCCGUGAGAUCCGCCGUUAUCAGAAGAGCACUGAGCUGCUUAUCAGGAAACUGCCUUUCCAGCGCCUGGUGCGUGAAAUUGCUCAGGAUUUCAAGACUGACCUCCGCUUCCAGUCCUCUGCUGUCAUGGCUCUCCAGGAAGCUUCCGAGGCUUACCUCGUGGGUCUGUUUGAGGAUACCAACCUGUGCGCCAUCCAUGCCAAGCGCGUGACUAUCAUGCCAAAGGACAUCCAACUGGCUCGUCGCAUCCGUGGCGAGCGUGCCGUUACCACAACUAUGGCACGUACCAAGCAAACGGCUCGCAAGUCCACUGGUGGCAAGGCGCCCCGCAAGCAGCUUGCUACAAAGGCAGCUCGCAAGUCUGCUCCAGCCACUGGAGGUGUCAAGAAACCCCACCGUUACAGGCCUGGAACCGUUGCUCUCCGUGAGAUCCGCCGUUAUCAGAAGAGCACUGAGCUGCUUAUCAGGAAACUGCCUUUCCAGCGCCUGGUGCGUGAAAUUGCUCAGGAUUUCAAGACUGACCUCCGCUUCCAGUCCUCUGCUGUCAUGGCUCUCCAGGAAGCUUCCGAGGCUUACCUCGUGGGUCUGUUUGAGGAUACCAACCUGUGCGCCAUCCAUGCCAAGCGCGUGACUAUCAUGCCAAAGGACAUCCAACUGGCUCGUCGCAUCCGUGGCGAGCGUGCCUAAGAAGUCAUCCACGAAUGAUCUUCAUAACAGCAAUAUCUAGGCCCUUUUUAGGGCCAAA